AUAAUAAAAUAUAAAAAUACAGUGAAAAAUCAUCGAAAAAAAACAGAAUUACUAUAAAAUAAAUAGCAAAAUGUCGGCAUUUUUAGUAGUGUUAAGAAAUAAAAAUAAAUUGAUCUCGGUACGAGAUACAUGGGUAAAAAAUCCAAUUAUUGACGAGAAGACUAUUAUUUUUUAUUCGCCGAAUGACCAAGAAAUUCCAGACUUUGACAUGAAACCAUCGUACUUUUUUAACGAAAACACGAAAGCAUGCUACGAAGGACGUAUUGUUAAGCGUUUCGAUUCCAUAGAAGCAAGCAAUAUGUUCCUUAACAAGCGUUCGCGUAGAUAUAUUUUCAACGAGGAUAGCCACAUGAAAGUGUUUCAACUUCCAGAAAUUGUGGAAUCAGUUGAACUGAGCGACGAUGAUUUUUUGGCCGAAGACACAAAUAAGAGCCGAGAUCUUGACAAAGAAAAUAUACCAGAAAAGGUUAUGGGUAAUGCAAGCAAAGUGGAUGUUGUUCACAAUCGUGUAGAAAUGGAACAAGAAACUGUGGCACCUUUAGAACGGAAUGAUUUAUUCACUGAUGUGCUUAAGGAAACGUUGCCUGUGAUUGAAAAUAUGCACGGGAAACAACCAAUUUCUGGAGUUAUUCGACCCAACGACCCACUGAAAUGCAUUGAAAAUGAUUCAACUGAGAAUAUGAACGGGAAUUCUACAUCAAGCGGUUUACUCAUACGCAAAUUCUAUAUGCCAACAAAUAUCAAUGCAUGCCAAAAAACUGCAAUUUAUCAAAGAAGUAGUCUUGGAGAAGGCGUGAAUAAAAUAACAGAUCCCGGUCACAAAAAUCAAUCAGUUUCCCGAAUGAUUCGACGGCACUAUGCACCGAAAUCACUUGCAAAUGCUUCAAACAAGAAUGUAACUGGAUUUACAACAUCAACUGAUUUACUCCGGCGUGAAGUCGAUAUGACAACAAAUACCAACGAAGUUGUGAAUAAAAUUCCACAAAAUCAACCAGUUUCUGUGAUGGUUCGACGAACCUAUGACCUGAAAUUGGAUGCAAAUUAUUCAAACAAGAAUGUGACUGGUGAUCACACAACACCGACCGGUUUACUCAUACGCAAAUCAUAUGUACGAAACAUCAAUGACGAAGCAUGAGCAUGAAGAGCUAU
Messenger RNA from Contarinia nasturtii (swede midge), 1149 nucleotides. RefSeq lists its product as uncharacterized. Bases 71 to 1135 code for a protein of 354 amino acids. Lineage: Eukaryota; Metazoa; Arthropoda; Insecta; Diptera; Cecidomyiidae. The record is from RefSeq and is a predicted model, not a curated record. The transcript is spliced from 6 exons.